ACUGGAAACAGCUCGGGCUGGAUGAUUUGUGGCUGGUGGAAGGCAUCCUCUGCUCUUUUGCUAAGUGGUAGUAUGAAGCUCGUAGAAUUUACAACAGAAAAAUAAUUGUUAGCUGAGCAGCAGAAAAGGAAGAAAAAGGCUGUUACUGGGUAUACAGAAUGGCUCCACAGUCAGAACCUACACUGGGACAACCGAAAACUGGUGCCAGUAUCCCACAGCUUUUUACCUGGGAAGAGAUUGGAAUUCACUCAGGUCAGGGGUCUUCCAAGCAAGACCAAUGGCUGGUCAUCAACAGGAAGGUUUAUGAUAUCAGCAAUUUCUACCGGCAGCAUCCAGGUGGAAGCCGCGUCAUCAGCCAUUUUGCAGGACAGGAUGCUACGGAUGCCUUCACAGCUUUUCACAAGGAUGAAACUUUGGUGAAGAAAUACUUGAACUCAUUGCUGAUUGGAGAACUUGCAUCAGAUCAACCUUGUUGUGAGCCCAGCAAAAAUGAGUUGCUAUUAAAGGAUUUUCGUGAUCUCUGUGUUACUGUCAAGAAGAUGGGACUCAUGAAUUCCAAUUAUCUCUUCUUUGGCCUCAUGUUUCUUCACAUCAUUCUGUUGGACAUUGCUGCCUGGAUGAUUAUCUACUAUUUUGGAACUUCCUGGGUGCCUUUUAUUUUCAGUACGCUGACAUUUGCAACUGCUCAGGUCCAGUAUGGUUGGUUUCAACAUGAUCUGGGGCAUAUCUCAGUCUUCCAGGGCACCAAACAGAAUCGAUGGUUUCACAUGCUUGUUAUGGGAACCCUCCAGGGUGGACCAGCUAGCUGGUGGAACCAUAUGCACAACCAGCAUCAUGCUAAACCCAACUGUUAUCGCAAGGACCCAGAUCUCAAUAUGCACCCCCUCUUGUUCAGCCUAGGGAAGAAACUGUCUCGAGAGCUUGGGAAAAUGAAGAAGAAAUCCAUGCCUUAUAACUACCAGCACAAGUACUUCAGUGUGGUUGCUCCAGGAGCAGUUGUUCCUUUCUUUCAAUUGAUUACAUUCUACUUCAUAUACACAAGGAAAAAAUGGUUGGAGUUCUUUUUCAUGUUGACCUUCUACAUCCGGAUUUUUCUCAUGUAUAUACCUUUAAUGGGAUUUAAGGUCUUUAUGGCGCACUAUUGGAUAGCGAGGUUCCUGCAAGGUUCUUGGUUCAUCUGGGUCACCCAAAUGAACCACAUCCCAAUGCACAUUGACUAUGACAGGAAUUUAGACUGGGUCUCUGCUCAGCUGGCUGCAACAUGUAAUGUAGAACAAUCUUGGUUCAAUGACUGGUAUACUGGGCACUUGAAUUUUCAGAUUGAACACCAUCUCUUUCCCAUGAUGCCUCGACACAACUACUGGAAGGUGGCCCCCCUGGUGAAAUCCCUCUGUGCCAAGCAUGGUGUUGACUAUCAGACCAAGUCACUGCUCACUGCCUUUGCAGACAUUUUACACUCUCUGAAGGAAUCAUCAGAACACUGGGAGAAUGCCUAUCUCCACGGCUAAGAAGAGGCAGGGCCUCAGGAAGGAAUCUACUCAUGCUGUCCUCUAACAUUACAGCAUGAAUAAAUCUGGUGGGACAGGAUGGUCUAACUAUGCAGUUAGGGAAUAGAGUAAAUCUAAGGAUAAUGUAGAAUUUCCCUUUUUGCACCAACAUCUGAUUUGCUAGUCUCUUGAGGUUUAUGCAUGAAGUCCAGGAGGGGGGCUUCACCGGAGAUAGAGAAGGAAAUUUAGGAUUGGAAAGCACAGUUUCUCAGUUAUCCUCUUCUGCUUAUUGGGGAGUAAAAGCAAAUCAGCUCCACUUCUGUUUUAGGGUCCUACCAUGCUGCAUAUUGUAGGAUUAAUGAGCCUAGGAGUAGUAUUUAUUUAUUUAAUUUAUUUAUUGGAAUGUAUACUAUGCCCUAUAGGGAAGUCUCAGGGCAGCUUAAUAAUUAAAAGCAACAAUAAAAGCAUCAUAUAAAACAAUCCUAAAAACCAUAGAUCUACCCAUCCACACACCCUCCCCAACCCCAAACCAGCAGCCACCAGAGUGAACAUCGAGGGCAUCAAAGGCUGAAGGCCUGGGUGAAUAGGAAGGUAUUUGCCAGACACCAAAAAGCAUAAAGGGUCGGCACAUGGUGAAUUACCAGGGGAAGGCUGUUUCAUAGUCUCGGUCCAGCCACAAAGAAAGCCCUCCUGUGUAUUACCAGCAUAUGAAGGGAUCACCAGGAGAGCUCCCCUGUGAAGGAAAACAGUAUGCACAUUUCUUUGCUUUUGGUAUACUUAUGUCAAUUAAACUGUUAAAAUAGUGUACAGGUUUAAGCCUCAUAGGUUAAAAAAAAAGUCUGAGCCAUUAUGUAGCUUCUUACAUUUAAGCUAUUUCCGCAUGGGAAAAUAGUACCUGUGUACCACCAGGUUUUUUAAAAAAACUUGAGUCUAUUUUAUUCUGCUUUCUCCCUCGGAGCCAAGUUGGGACUGGGAGGUAAUACUCCAGUUCGUUCCACACAAGCCUGGGUCUUUUGUAUUUACACCACAAGUGCAUCCCUGUUGAUUGGUCGUCCCAGAGUGAUGAGGUGGUAAAAAUAAACUGGUUCUGCUCCCAUGGUGUUUGCAUGGCAGCGGGGUCACCCUGGGAUAUUUUAAAAGAAUCGCCAAUUUUGCAUUUUUUGAAAAUCACAGGGUAUGGGAAAUAUUGUGGGGCAACUCCAGGGCAGGCCUGCUUUAGGACCAGGAACUGUGCAGAAACAUUGGCUGCACAGGGAUAUUUCUCUUGCUUAACCCAGGAUAUUUUGACCAUGCAGAAACGGCCUUAGUCUGCAAGAUACACUAACCAUGUGGAGUUUUUUUAAUUUCAUAUGACAUUUUUUCAUUUAAAAGCAUCACCAUGUGCAUUAGAUAUGUUGAAUUGUUAGCUUGUUACCUCAGGAAUUCUCAAUAAUUCAAUAAUGAUUUUGUAAACAGAAAUGUUUGUGUUAGGGUAUUGCAUACAAAGUCUUUAGUAUUUGUUGGCUGAAGAGGAUUGAUUGCUUAAAAGAAUAGGGUUUCAGAGGGUAGCUGUGUCUGCAGUAGAACAGCAAGAUUUGAGUCCAGUAGUACCUUAGUGACCAACAAGAUUUUUGGAUUUUUGGUAUGACAUCUGGACUCAGAUCUGAAAGAAAGGAGCUACUCCUCUGCAGCCAACAAAUACUAAAGCCUUUGUUUGCAAUACCCUAACAUAAACAUUUCUAAUUACAAAAUCAUUAGAGAGCAUCAGUGUCAUAGUGGUUAAGAGCAGGUGUACUCUAAUCUGGAGGAACUGGGUUUGAGUCCCUGCUCUGCUGCUCUGCUGCUUGAGCUGUGGAGGCUUAUCUGGGGAAUUCAGAUUA
Molecule: messenger RNA, 3346 nt
Organism: Sphaerodactylus townsendi
Lineage: Eukaryota; Metazoa; Chordata; Lepidosauria; Squamata; Sphaerodactylidae
Product: acyl-CoA (8-3)-desaturase-like
Exons: 12
Coding region: 159-1508 (449 amino acids)
Biological process (GO): lipid metabolic process
Cellular component (GO): membrane
Molecular function (GO): oxidoreductase activity, acting on paired donors, with oxidation of a pair of donors resulting in the reduction of molecular oxygen to two molecules of water
Source: RefSeq, a predicted model, not a curated record